CUUGGCCAGCGCCUCGCUGUGCGCUUCUCUCCCCCAGCCCUCCGCUGCUCUGGACCUUGUGCAUGCACAGCCGCAAGGGUCCCGCGCCUGUUCACCGCAAUCCUGUGCGGGCGAGCUCAUCACCCACAACACAAAACGUGCGGUAUGUCGCCCUCCCGGUCGCCUGCCCCCCAUCAUCAAUUCCACCGUCGCCACCGGACAAGCCGCAGCAGAUCUAGCAGUCACGAGCGUUGCCGUCGCGAGGAUGACUCGUACUCUGCUGCACGUCCACCGCGCGACGGCGCGCCGGCCAGCAACCAGCGGCGGGCUGAGCACAAUUUGACGGCCCACUCUUCGCGUCGUCCGCGCCGAGAUGAUAGCAGCCGCUCGGCAUCACCACCACCACCGCCCAAGCGUCGGAGAAGGUCGCGUUCGCUGACGGGCCAGUCACGGUCACGGUCGCCGUCCCGGUCACGCUCGCCUCCGAGACCACGUCGCCGCCGCGAGACGUCUCGGAGCCCUGGCCGUGGUUGGGGAAGGAGCCGUCGUGAGACGAGAGGAAGGAGCCCGCAUAACCACGCGGGCAGAAACGAGAGGGAUGCGAGUCACAGACGACGGGGAAGGGACGAUGAAGACUCGAUGAGCAGAAGUCGCAGCCCUCUGGGACCCAGCGAACGUCACCAGCGCCGUCGCCGCAGUGCCAGCCGCAGCCGCAGCCGAGACCGGCGUGACAAGGACAGGAAGGACAGACACGACCGGAAGCCUCUUCCUUCACAGGAAGUCGCCUUCCGAGGUGGAGACGGUGCUGGUCGUGAGCUCGACUCGACCGGUGCGCUUCAGAAACCGAUCGAGAAGGAGAAGCCCAACUUCAAGCCGACCGGCUUGCUCGCUAAAGAGGCCAACACGGUGGCCGGCACCAAGAUCGUGCUCAAAUACCAUGAGCCGCCCGAGGCGCGCAAGCCGCCUCCGAGCCAGAAGUGGCAGCUGUUCGUUUUCAAGGGCGACGACAUCGUGGACGAGAUUCCGCUGUACACGCAGAGCUGCUGGCUGCUGGGCCGGGAGGCCGCGGUGGCCGACGUGCACGUCGAACACCCGAGCGCAAGCAAGCAGCACGCCGUCGUGCAGUUCCGACACAGCGUAAAGACCAACGAGUAUGGCGACAGACUGAACGUCGUCAAGCCGUACCUGAUCGAUCUCGAGAGCGCCAACGGCACGCGCCUGAACGGCGAGAGGAUCAAGGACAGUAGGUACUAUGAGAUUCGGGACAAGGACGUGGUCAAGAUUGGGCUAAGUGAUAGGGAGUACGUGUUCCUGCUGCCGACGGGGACUUGAACCGGGCGGAAGAAAGGGGAGUCCAGGAGGAGCAGAGACUGGAAGUUCGCUAUGUAACCACAGUGCUUAUACAUAGACCCUUAUUAUGGACAGCUGGUUUUGCUACCUUUGAGCCGUACCAUCUUGCCAGGCGCCGGCAAUUGCCUCUCCAUGAGUACAACCACGCCGGCAUUGUUUCCCAACCGCUACAUCCUGCAUGAUGCUCAAGCCCUUAAACCGCAACCCUAGAUCCUCUUGCGUCCGGCAGAUUCACAUCAUCAAAAUCCAUCUCCUCCUGUCAAGACAAUCACAAGCAAACAUCUGGACCCGCUCAAGCUUCGCUAAGACCGCUCUCUGUCCCUUAGUCGCCCCAAGUCCUGGCCGCACCGUCACCCUGUCAAAACAUAAGCUCAGACGACAAGCUGCUUGAAGAGUGUUUUCUGCUUCUGAGUGUGAGGCCAGCAAUUGGCUGCGGGGAACCGCAGGGCUUGCUCGCUCACAAAACGGACGAUCAGCGUUAGUUCCCGAGCAAUGGCGCCUCGGUCGGCACCCCCAUUU
Verruconis gallopava is the source of this 1848-nucleotide messenger RNA. RefSeq lists its product as uncharacterized. Gene Ontology annotation, biological process: maintenance of RNA location; mRNA splicing, via spliceosome. The coding region runs from base 145 to 1311 and encodes 388 amino acids. Gene Ontology annotation, cellular component: nucleus. NCBI's taxonomy places the organism in Eukaryota, Fungi, Ascomycota, Dothideomycetes, Venturiales, Sympoventuriaceae. Gene Ontology annotation, molecular function: protein binding; mRNA binding. The record is from RefSeq and is a predicted model, not a curated record. The transcript has a single exon.